Zootermopsis nevadensis is the source of this 3748-nucleotide messenger RNA. RefSeq lists its product as uncharacterized. The record is from RefSeq and is a predicted model, not a curated record. NCBI's taxonomy places the organism in Eukaryota, Metazoa, Arthropoda, Insecta, Blattodea, Termopsidae.
GCCGAGCUACGUGUUGGUUGGUAUUAGUGAAGUGAAGUGUGGUUAUGUGCGCUUACAGAGUUCCGUUAAAGACUCAUGCUUUUCCGUGUUUGUGAUUUUGUUUUAUUUUUUGUAGGAUGUUACUGAAGUUCUUUUAUAUAGUGGGCCGGUUUUAGUUUGACACAUUCUGGUUUUAAUUUGUAAGCUACGAACUGUCAUUGCUUUUAUAACAGUAAAUGGGCGGGAAAACAGAGAACAUUUAACAACUGGACAGACAUAAGCAUCCCACUGUCACCAAUGUGGACUGCGAAAUUAUGGAUGAUCUUGCUUCUCUCAGCUGUCGGACUUCGGACUCCAGCUGCGGGCCGUCAGUGUGGAUUUCCCGGUCGUCCCAGGAAUGGAACCAGCGCUACAGCAGCGCCAGUGUCCCGGCCCGGAGAUACUGCACACUAUACUUGUCGGCCAGGGUACACCCUGUUUGGCGAGGAUGAACGGGUGUGCCUGGAUUCGGGAAUCUGGACGGGGCGCCAACCCUUGUGCGAGCUCAAUCUGGCACUGGGCCACAGUUCCUUGAUAUCGGCCACCCUGUGGAACUACCGUUCCGCCCUGGCAGUGGACGGCAACCCCGACACGUGCGGCUUCACACCUCGCACCGCUGAGCAGCGCUGGUGGCAGGUCGACUUGGUCACUGACCAGCACGUGGGAUCAGUGGCAAUUAUCAUCAACAAGGAUUCAUAUCAGGAAUUUACCAUCUUUAUAAUCCAGCUUCUCUCAAGGAGCGAAGCUCUGUACAAACCGUGCGCAACGUUCAAAGGUCGUUUCCAGAACCCGCGUAUCCUGUUCACCUGUAAUGAUGGCCUUGGACACCAGGGGCGUUAUGUAUACAUCCGUGAUGACCGACGUGAUCAGGACUACUUUGGCCUCUGUGAAGUAGAGGUGUUUGCGUACAGAGAUGAGAGCAUAUGUGGAGAGCCUGAGGAACCUGUAGCAGGUCAUGUUGUAGUUGGUUCUGAUGGAGUAGCCAUCUAUUCAUGUGAUUUUGGUUACCGACUUCUAGCUGAACCAAACCGAACUUGUGAAAGGGAUGGCCACUGGAUGGGACAUGCCCCUCAAUGUGAAGAAAUCGUGUGUGAUUCUCCACCAACACCUUUGUUUGGUUUCCUGGACGGUGCCGAAUUAAGGACCAGGUAUCCCUAUAAUAGCAGAGUUAGAUACAGAUGCCGGUCUGGUUACAUCAUUUGGGGAAAUACAACCAGUGUGUGUACGGAGUUGGGCAUUUGGUCUGGGAAUGCCCCUCAAUGUAAACCCAUCACUUGUGGAUAUCCGCAGCACUUUCCUAAUAGCGAAGUGCAAUUGCUUAACCAGUCCACGCUCUGGAACACUCUGGCUACAUACACUUGCAAGGCAGGCUACUCCUUCAAUCCAGGCAUAGUUGAUGUAACCAUUUCCUGCCUCAGUUCUGGGUCUUGGGAGAAGAUCAACUUCACCUGCGUUGCUGAUGAUGACAGAAACUUGCCAGUUAAACUAACAGGAAAGGAGUGGGGGCAGCAGCCUGAACAGCCAGGUAGUAAUUCUGAAGAUGAUGGUGUGGGAAUGCCAGGAGUUCUUUCAAUUGGAAUAUUUUGCAGCCUCCUCGUUAUUAUUCUUUCUGUUCUGGGUAUUUUGCUGGCCAAGAGAUUCCAGUCCAAGAAGGCAACUCAUUCAACUCCUCAGUCAUCCACUAAUGACCUGAUCAUCAGUAAUGCGAAAGAUGGUACUUAUGAUGAUGUGGCUACUCCAGGGUUCCAAACAGUAGUGGCUCUUCAGCCCCAGUGCUCUGCCAUUACUAGAGAAGAUGCACAAACAAGUGAUGUACUACCAUACUUCACUCAAACUCAGGAACCUACGUGUUAUGACACAUUACAAUCUUUUCCAAGUGUAAGCAGUUACAACUCAACAGUGGUAAUAGACACUGAUCAGGAUCCAAAUAACACAAGGAUCAAACGUGGAGAUGCUGAUGGAGAAGGUGCUCAGACCAUAGAAUGUAUGCAUGAGACACCAAGGCAACCCCUCAGCUCUGGAUAUGAGACAGUGUGCAUUCAAAGAGAUAGUGACUAUCCAAUAAUAAGAAUUCCAGAAUACGAAAUGGUCCGAAACCUGCAGCAGAUGCCACCAGAUUCUACAUAUGAAAUUGUUCAGCCGAAUGGAGCCGUCGGGAGCCUUGGUAAAUCUAAAAGUAGGAUGUGUCGUUCCAUUCCAUCUGCAUUAAAAAUAUUUCUUCAGCCCUCUUCGAAACCAACUGAAUCAGAACUCUGUGAUGGAGCAGUUCCUGCAGAAAUAAUGGCUCUUUACGCGCAGGUGGACAAGACAAAAAAACGCAAAUAUCGCCCUGACAUGCAUAACAAUUUUGAGUCUAAUAAUCACAAGGUAGGAAAUCAUGUUUCUAGUCAAACUGAUGAGUGUGGGUAUACAGAACACCCUAUUAGUGAUAUUGUGAGGUUCUCACAGGAUUCAUGUGGUCCGGGAGUAUGGAAUGGAAAUUCCAAAGGCUGUACUGCAAACAUGUUGCAGGAUUGCAGAGUUUCAUCCCCCAAUGGACGAUUGUUAUCAUCUGUACCCAACAUUCGCUUCAUACACACAUCACAAGAUAGUGAAUCCCCAAAUCAGACAUUAGAAUGUGCCCAACUGUAACUGUAUUUGUAUAUAAUACAAGUCUACGUGUGGUCAUUCUGUUCAGCGGUAAAGAAUGUGUGUGAUGCAAACACAUUAACAGCUCAGAAACAGUAAUAAAUGGUACUGUCUGUGAACAAUUGACCAUGCUAUUUAAUAUUAUAAUUGUUAUGUGUUUAAUGUGUUGGGUCAGGUAUCCAGUGUCUGAAUCCUGAUGUAUUUUAUAAGGAAAAAGAAUAUUUGUGGUGUAUGAACAUAGUUUGGAUUGCCAUGACUGAUUUAAUUAAAGGAAGAUUAUGAUCCUCGAUUAUGCAUUAUCAAGAAUUCUGCUUUAGAGGAUGUUUGGAUACUUAUCUCCUUAUAUUACAGCAAUGGUACAGAUAAUAAUUUACCCCUUGCUUCUUCCUCAUAUUUAUUCUUAAAAUCGCAUACACAGACACUACAGAAAGUAGUUUAGGUUUAUCUUGAAGGACUUCAUACUUUGUGUGCAGAAAUUAAGUUUGAAAACUGUAAGAUCUGCAUUCAGCGGAGAAAGACUAGAAAUUCUUGUGAAACUAUGAUUUAUCAUUAUCUUAGUCAAAAUACAUAUCCUGAUUGUUUACAAUAUAAAAUACAAUAGUUAUAUUUGAUUACAAGUGUACUCAAUAAUAUCAUAAAUCCUUAAUUUUUAUUGUAUCUUUGUUUAUAUAACUAUUACAUAACCAUACAAAUCACCUGUUUUGGAUCAAUGAAAUUUGCCCACAUAAGUUUGACAGCAAACCUGCAAUGUGGCCAAUUGAAACAAAAUACUUCCCUCCUCAGAUAAAAAAAUUUGUGUUACACUAGUCCUCAUUCUGUCUGGCUGUAAGAAUUAUGCCACCAACCAAUUUUAAAAUUGUAUGGCUCGAACAAACUCUGUGAAUUCUCCUUUAGAUCCCAUGUACUGAAUGUUUUUUUUUCUGUGUCCAUUCUCUAAGUGAAACACAUCACAAAACAGAGUGUGAUAUGUGCACUGUAGUUAUUCUUUCGGUGACUUUUUAAGGCCACUUGGAACUUAUGGCAGGUCUGUAUAUGAAUAUGUUAAAAUGUAUACUGAGAGGCAUCAUAUUGUCACCAAAUUACAUUAUUUGAUCUUUUGUUA